AUGGCAACGGGCUCGAGUUGGCGGCCAUCUUCGCAGAAGCCGUUCGACGGCUGUGCCUUCUGCCGCACCAACGGAGAGCGCCGCCCUUUCUACAUGAGUCAUGCCCUGCGUGAGGACAGCGGCCCUCGGUUCAAGGGUCGCGUCACCUGUCCCGUGCUGCGCUCCUACCAGUGUCCCCAGUGCGGAUGUCCCGGAGGAGACGAAGCCCACACGCUGCGUUACUGUCCCCUGAACGAGGAAAUCGCCCCGUCGGUGUACAAGACACCGCGCAAGUCGAACGGACAGCUUCGCUGGAGUCCUCGCGCAGCUGACGGAUCACGAUGCUUGGACUGCCAAGGCACGCCGUCGCCGCGCGUCGCCGGUCGUUGGGCCGAGCCAAGGAAACCAUCGAAGUCGCGAGUGUGCCCUCGUGACUGCGAGAACUUGAAAUAA
This is a messenger RNA of Rhipicephalus microplus (southern cattle tick), 432 nucleotides long. RefSeq names its product RNA-binding protein nanos. Lineage: Eukaryota; Metazoa; Arthropoda; Arachnida; Ixodida; Ixodidae. The record is from RefSeq and is a predicted model, not a curated record. Gene Ontology annotation, molecular function: RNA binding; zinc ion binding.